Messenger RNA from Dipodomys ordii (Ord's kangaroo rat), 1870 nucleotides. It is a transcript of the gene L3mbtl4, whose product is annotated as l(3)mbt-like 4 (Drosophila). The record is from RefSeq and is a predicted model, not a curated record. Gene Ontology annotation, cellular component: nucleus. Gene Ontology annotation, biological process: regulation of DNA-templated transcription. NCBI's taxonomy places the organism in Eukaryota, Metazoa, Chordata, Mammalia, Rodentia, Heteromyidae. Gene Ontology annotation, molecular function: protein binding; zinc ion binding. Bases 1 to 1776 code for a protein of 591 amino acids. The transcript is spliced from 16 exons.
AUGGAAGUUUUCAGGCUAGUUACCUUAAAAUUAAGCAAAUCCUUUUGCCUGCCAUCCUUGAGGGCAUGCUCACCUUCUACAGCAACACAGAAAGCGUGGUCCUGGGAGCAGUACCUAAAAGAACAAAAGGCCACAGCUGCACCUGUGGAGCUGUUUUCCAAGGAUCAAUCCUUUCCGGAGCAUGAAAAUGGUUUUCAGAUUGGGAUGAGAUUAGAAGGCAUUGAUCCUCGACAUCCAUCUGUAUUCUGUGUGCUUUCUGUAGCUGAGGUGUGUGGUUACCGGCUGAGACUUCAUUUUGAUGGUUAUUUAAGCUGCUAUGAUUUCUGGAUCAAUGCUGGUUCCCCUGAUAUUCAUCCAGUAGGAUGGUGUGGAAGGACCAAACAUGAACUACACAUCCCUAAGGGUUAUAGAAAAGAUAAAUUUGUUUGGAUGGAUUACUUGAAGGCCUGCAAAUUACAAAAUGCUCCUAAGAAAUUAUUCAGAAACAGAAGUUCUAAUGGGCCAAUGCCUAAGGAUUUUCAGGUGGGAAUGAAGCUGGAGGCUGUGGAUAGGAAGAACCCUUCCUUGGUUUGUGUGGCAACCAUAGCAGACAUUGUGGAUGAUCGCCUGCGAGUGCACUUCGACAAUCGCGAUGAGAGUUAUGAUUACUGGUGUGAUGUUAAUAGUCCUUAUGUCCAGCCAGUUGGUUGGUGUCAGGAGAAUGGAAGACCUCUGAUAGCCCCUCCAGGAUAUACUGAUCCAGAAAGCUUUUCCUGGACAGACUAUCUGGAAGCUACUCAAACUAAUGCAGUUCCUGCCAAAGUUUUAAAAAUGAGGGGCCCUCAUGGUUUUCUGCCAGACAUGAAACUUGAAGUUGUGGAUAAACGAAACCCACGCUUAAUUCGUGUUGCAACAAUUAUAGAUGUUGAUGACCAAAGAGUAAAGGUUCAUUUUGAUGGUUGGGACCAUAAGUAUGACUAUUGGAUGGGUGUAGACAGCCCUGACCUUCACCCCAUUGGAUGGUGUGAUGUAACAGGACAUCCACUGGAAGUACCACUUUGGGCAAAUGAUGUGAAAGUCCUUCCAGGUCAAGCUGUUUGUCCUACUCCUGGGUGCCGAGGAAUAGGCCAUAUCCGAGGUCCACGUUAUGCAGGACAUCACAGUGCUUUUGGCUGCCCUUAUUCGGACAUGAACUUGAAGAAGGAGGUCACAAGUCCUGGUGGUCUGAAAGAGCAAACACAAGCGCCUCUGGAGUCAGAUGCUUCCCGCUCAACACUGAAAAAUCUUUCUGGUCUGAAUUUCAAUGGGAAACAUGCAAAGGUGAACAGUCAGCCCCGGCUUGUACAGCAGGCAAAGUGUUUGAAAAUCAAAGGAAAAGAAGAUGUUGACUUGGAGAAUCUUUUCAGAGAAUAUUCAGUUGAGCAGACACAGCAGCCUCUUCACCAGUCCAUCUUCAUGUCUACCCAUCCGUUCCGUGAUAUUUCCCUUGGCAGAGAGCAGCACUGCAAGCUUCUUCCAGGCGUGGCUGGCAUUCAGGCCAGCCAAGUGGCCCGAUGGACAGUGGAUGAGGUGGCUGAGUUUGUACAGUCCCUCCUGGGCUGCGAAGAACAGGCCAAGUGCUUCGAGAAAGAGCAGAUCGAUGGCAAAGCCUUCUUGCUUCUGACACAAACAGACAUUGUCAAAGUCAUGAAGAUCAAGCUGGGCCCUGCGCUGAAGAUCUACAAUUCCAUCCUGAUGUUCAAAGCCUCCCAGGACCUUACUGAAGAUGCUGCCUCAAGCCAAGAAGCAAGGGGGUGAACGUCCUCCCGAACUUGAACUUUCUCUGGCACCAGAUCCUGGACUCCUUCAGCAAAAACAGGGGCACCCAUUCAUUUGAAUUCCAUGGCCCCAU